Messenger RNA from Aureobasidium melanogenum CBS 110374, 3519 nucleotides. RefSeq lists its product as uncharacterized. Lineage: Eukaryota; Fungi; Ascomycota; Dothideomycetes; Dothideales; Saccotheciaceae. The transcript has 4 exons. The record is from RefSeq and is a predicted model, not a curated record. The coding region runs from base 1 to 3519 and encodes 1172 amino acids.
AUGGUCAAGAACCGCUCAAUUCUGGGCAGCCUUGCUCUGGGCUUGACUGCCUACGCUUCUGCCAGAGAGGUGGGCUUCAAUUCGACAUCCCCUGGUGUUUAUACCAACCACACGACUACCACAGUCAUCACCCAAAAUGCAGCUUCCAUUUCUGAGUCCGUCAGCCUCGCUGGUGCUGUCGAUCUGGACGUCAUUUCCGGCAGCAUUUCGUCUAUUGAGGUUACAAACAACCCCUCUUUCGUUACUCUCGCGCAGCAGCCAAGCACAACUACUACGUUGAUUGCCGGGACCAUUGCUGCCAACUCGUCUCCUGUCGGUUUGCAAACAGUAGUCGUCACUUCGACAGUCCCCGCCUGUGCUCCUGGGUCCACGGUCACCGAUACAUCCUCUGUUAGCCCAAAUGUCAAUGGCCAAGCUCCUUUCGCCCUGGCAGCAUCAUCAACCCUAUCUGCAUCGUAUGCCGCAUCAACUCUUCUUCCAGCAGUUCACUGGGACUAUCCCGUAGAUGACAUUCACAAUUUGGCACCUUCGAACAGUUCCAAUCUUUAUUACUCUUCUGACGGUGUCUCUGAUCCUUCUAUCCAGCACCUCUAUGCUUCUCUUUCGACCACGAUGAUGUACGAGUCUGUUGUCUUGGACCACUCAUCAUUUGUGGCAAAUACUUCGUGCUCCAAUGAUGGCAUCAUGGUCACUUUCUCGUCUUCUGAAGCUUUCAACUUCGCGUCAAGCACCUGGUCCGCCUCUUCUUCUGCUUUCGUUCUCGUCACUUACACGGACGGAUGUCACGGUUCAUCCGAUCAGCAACGAACUUUCUGGUUGAUUGAUGCCUUGGAGACUUUGGCAGACUCUCUGUCUAUCUUAGCCAAGGUUGAGACCGAGCUUGCCGUCGAAAGCGCCCUGCACGAGGUUGACUUACAAUGGGGUACAUACUAUCCUGCCAGCAACUCUACCCAGAAUCUCACUUCUAGCAACGGCUCUGGUUCUGCCAUUUCUGGGUCUUCCUCCGGAUCGUCGAAUGGCGGUACCAGUUCUUCGUUCUCUGGAUCCUCGCAAGGUUCGUCAAACAACUCGAGCUUGCCGUCUUCGGGGUCGGGAUCAUCCUCUGGAGCAAACAACACAACCACAGGUACUACUGGCGGCUCAGCUUGUGGCAACGCACCUUCAUCCACGAUUGAUGGCCUCCCCGCGGCAAACUGUGGUGAUUCUAACUUUGACGCUGAGCUUGACAACGCUAUUGGUUAUCUGGGGUUCAAUUCUGCAUCGGAUGAUGGGUCAAGCCUCGCAGACUUCCUGCCUGAUGCUUCGGUAGACUCAAGUGACCUGACCGACGCUGAGAAUAGCGCGCAGUUGUCCAGACGCUCUGUCAUGCUCGAGAAGCGGCGGUUCAAUCUCUUCAAAGCGAUCGUACAUACUGUGGUAAAGGUGACUAAAACUGUUGUACAUGUCACGACUGCCCCUAUUCGUCUUGUCGCCACAGGUAUCCGCCAUAUUCCAGUUGUUGGAGACUUCAUUGCAAAGCAGACUGAGCUCGAUCCUUCAAUCAGUGGCUCUAAGGACUUCAAUUUUGGACCCGACGCGACUGCUGACUCACCCUGGGGCAAAGCGGCAGAGAUCUACUCAAAGAGCAAGACAUCAGCAUCAGGCACUGCCAGCGCAGACGCGACCAUUUACUGUGUUGGUUGUGGCGUCAAGGGCCAUGUCGCCAUGGCAGGGCAGGCAAAGUUCAACGUCCUCGAUGGCCUUCAUGGACUUAGUGCUAAUCUCAACGCCAACCUCGAAGCCGGAGUCAACCUCGGUCUAGUUGCUCACGCUCAAUAUUCGGAUACCAAGACCAAGGCCUUGAUCAGAGCGCCUCUUCCCGAAGUUGGUGUUGCGGUCAAGGGUGUCUUUUCUGCUGGUGUAUAUCUGAGUGUUGACGCUGUCAGCACUGUCGAUGUUGCAGCCGAAGGAGAAGCACUCGUGGGCGUUGUCAUGACCAUUCCUAACUUCCAAGCAACUCUUGAUCUGUUCAACCAAGAUGGAGCGAGCAAGUCUGGCGUCACUGGCUUUACUCCCACUUUCGAGAAGCGAUUUGAAGCUAGCGGUAAAGUCGCUGCUUCUGUCAAAUUGGCUCUGCCCAUUGCAAUCAACUGUGGCUUCGAGAUCCCCGCCAUCAGCCUGAAGAGAGCCAUCGCGCUCAUCGAACAGCCCAGUCUCUACGGCAAUCUUACAGUCGCCGCAAGCACCGCAAAUGUCGCACCGGCAAGUGACACUUGCAACAAUGGCAUCGAGUAUUUUGCCAAUCUUCAAAACGAUGUCAACUUUGACUUCCUCGGUCUGAAGACUUUCACCUUGAAUCACUACGACUCUCCUCCUCUCUUGCAGGGCUGCAAGACCUUCGGACCAAGCACGUCAGCCACUUCUGACAAUGCUUCGGCGACCACAGACAAUGCUUCUGCAACCACAGACAAUGCUUCUGCAACAACUGAUAAUGCUUCUGCGACUACGGAUAAAGCUUCGGCGACUACUGAUAAUGCUUCGGCGACUACUGAUAAUGCUUCCGCAACUACAGACGAUGCUUCUGCAACAACUGAUCAUGCUUCGGCCACUACUGGAGAUGUCUCUGCACCCACUGGAAACGCUGCAGCAACCACUGGAGACGCUGCAGCAAUUACCGGAGCGGCAACGCCCACAACUGAUGCUGAAACCCCUAGCGAUCAGUCAAGCAUGCCAACAGCAACAAAAGACUCCACCUCCGACCCGACAGUGACACCCGACCUUUCCACCACUGAAAGCGAGCGCCGUCGCUCUGUCUUCUUCCGUCGUGACAAUUCCACCACGUCUGCGUCUGGUGACGAUGAGGAAGUCAUGGCUGAUGAUACUGAAGAUACAUUCGAUGAUACAGACAACGCCGACGAGACGGAUGAUGUAGUCUCUGACGACUCAAGUGCUGCUGAUGGUGCUGAGUUUGAAGAUGAUGCCAAUGACGCACUUUCUCUUUCCGCCGACCAGCAGUCCGAAGACGGCAUCACUUUCAACACUCUGAUUGAUAUACAAAACACUUUCCAGAUUGUUCCAGGCACCGAUGGAAAUCUAUACACGAGCAGUUUGACCCCUGGAUCUCCGAGUGACGCUGGGCUAUUUGCAGAGUCACAGGGUAUCAUUGUUGGUGACGAUGAGGAGCGCGUCCUUCACUACUACCCCGAUGAAAUGGCGACCUACAACGUGAGUCGAAUCGGGCUCAGCUUGGAGGUUCCCAAGACUGCUGAUGCUAUCGCCCUGUCGCCAAUCGACUACGACGAUGCGAGCGACACGGCAUCCGCAUACUUUGCGGUGUCAACCAAGCAGGAUGUUUAUAGUCUGGUCUUGUGCGACUUUAGUAAUGGCGCUGACGGCAAGAUUUUCAUUAUCAACGAUGAGUCCGGCUUGGACUCUCUCCAAAACAACACGAACAUCAAGUACACCGUCACUGGAGCUCCCGUCCAGGCUUGUUACCCGUUGGCAAUUGUCUCUGGCGGAAAUGGUACCGUCUCAUCAUAG